Molecule: messenger RNA, 1975 nt
Organism: Closterium sp. NIES-65
Lineage: Eukaryota; Viridiplantae; Streptophyta; Zygnematophyceae; Desmidiales; Closteriaceae
Source: the annotation of a GenBank genome assembly
GACUACGAAUUUGUAACCAUAGAUUUGUCCAAGGGCGAGCAGAAAUCGGCCGAGUUCAAGAAGAAACAGCCGUUCGGCGUCAUUCCUGUGCUGGAAGACGAGGAUGUUGAGCUUUUCGAAUCCCGAGCCAUCGCACGAUACGUCGCCGACAAGUACGCUGAACAAGGCACGAACCUCCUCGGCUCCACCCUCAAGGAGCGUGCCCUGGUGAAUUUGUGGCUGGAAGUUGAGUCUCAAAACUACAACCCCCCUAUUUCCGGGCUGAUAGCUGAGAAGAUUUUCAAGCCCAGGAAGGGACUGACCACAGACGAGGCCAAGGCAGCGGAAUACAAGGCAAAGCUCUCUCAAGUCCUUGACGUGUACGAAGCACGCUUGGCUUCAAAUGACUACCUGGCUGGCUCCUUCUUUUCCUUGGCGGAUCUAGUCCACCUGCCUUACACUGCCAUGCUCUGGGUGUCUGGCGAUUCUGAUGUGAUAACGUCACGGCCUAACGUGGUGGGCCUGGGAGCAUCAGGCAGAGCAGCAGCGCGCCUGGCCCUAGCGAGGGGUGCUGCUGCUGUGAUCGGCCUGGACAGGAGGACAGACGCCAAGGCACUGGAGGACGAUCCAAGCGUAUGGGAUGGGCUUCCAGAACCCGCCUCCUCUCCUCCCCUCAUCUCCCGCCUCUCCACCCAUCUGGGUCCGCACCCCCUCCCCCUCCUCCUCUCUGCCUCCCUCGUCGUCCUGUCUCCUGGAGUACCACUUUCAGAGUCCACGAUAAGCCAGGCGCUGUCUCAGGGCGUGCCGAUGCUGUCUGAGCUGGCAUUCGCCUAUGACAGCCUGCCACCUGGAAUGCCCAUUGCUGCCGUCACAGGGACCAACGGCAAAUCCACUGUCGCCACGUUUGCAGGCCAGAUUCUCGAGUCCAUUGGAAUCCACACAUUUGUGGGCGGCAAUCUGGGCACGCCCCUCUCACUGGCCGCCCUCGAAUGUGUCAUGGCGUCACAGCAUGGUCACACCGGCACCUCCAACCCCUUCCACGCAGCAGUGGUGGAGGUGAGCAGCUACCAGAUGGAGUUGCCUGGAAGGUUCCGUCCCAAGGCUGCGGUCAUUCUGAACCUCACGCCGGACCACCUGGAGAGGCACGGCAACAUGGAGAGCUACGGGGCGGCAAAGUGUCAUCUGUUUGCGCGCAUGGGGGAGUCUGAGGUGGCAAUCAUUCCAUCAGAUGACCCUCUGCUCACCCGGCUGGCAGGGGAGGCAGGGGGCCAUCCCAGCAUGGCGUGGCUGGGCCAGCUACCCGGGUGCACUGUGAACCACGAAGACAGAACCGCUUUGCUGCAGCUGCCACUCUCCACAACCAGUGCCAGUGCUGACAGUGGCAGGGAGAGCAGCAGUGGGGGCAGGGAGAGCAAGGAGAGCAGCAAGGGGCACGGCAGCAGCACAGGAGACCAAGCCCCUGUGCUGGCUCUGGAUCUGUCCGCGUUACAAGCUGUGGGCAGGCACAACGCGGAGAAUGCGGCUGUAGCGGCGCUGCUGUGCCUGGCGCUGGGGAUGGAGAGCAGUGGAGUGCGGUUGGAAGGGGUGCAGAAUGCAGUGAAGGUGUUGCAGCCACCACCACACCGUAUGGAGCUGGUGGUUGUGGACGGUCAGGAUCGUGCGUGGAUCAACGACAGCAAGGCCACCAACGUGGAGGCAUCAACGGCUGGGAUCGAAGGGCUGGGAGAUGAAUCCACGGCUGUUAUUCUGCUGGGAGGAAUAGCUAAGGUCUUCAAGUCCCUCGCAGCAACAGAUGAAGGAGGAGCAUCUGACGCCUCCCCUCCGGGCUUCUCCAAGCUUGUCCCCGUGCUCAACCGCCAUCGAGCCGUGAUCACUUUUGGCCAAUCAGGCCCGUCUAUUGCAAGUGAGCUCACAGCCGCGGGUCUCGCAGUCGCUGUCAUUCCGUGCACCACAAUGGAGCACGCCAUGCAUGCUGCUGCCCAGACAGGCCUCCCGG